Molecule: messenger RNA, 1764 nt
Organism: Vicugna pacos (alpaca)
Lineage: Eukaryota; Metazoa; Chordata; Mammalia; Artiodactyla; Camelidae
Gene: FUZ
Product: fuzzy planar cell polarity protein
Biological process (GO): vesicle-mediated transport; non-motile cilium assembly
Source: RefSeq, a predicted model, not a curated record
AGGGGAGGUGCUGGAAAAGGGGUUGGGGGUAGUUUGAGUCGGAUGAGGAAGGCGGGAAUCUAAUCCUCUUCCAAUCAGCUCCCCAUCCCGCCCUUUGGCGGCUUCAUACCGCAGCCUGACUUAGUAUGACUGCAGGCAUGCUCCAAGGCGGACACUGACUGUCUCCACGAGGGGACUGGGAGGCGGGGGUUCCAAAUGGGGGAGGAGGGAACCGAAGGCACCGUGCACCUGCUGUGCCUCGCAGCAUCGAGCGGGGUCCCCCUGUUUUGCAGGAGCAGCCGCGGCGGCGCCCCCGCCCGCCAACAGCUCCCGUUCUCUGUCAUCGGCUCCCUCAAUGGAGUCCACAUGUUUGGGCAGAAUCUCGAGGUGCAGCUGAGCUCUGCGAGGACGGAGGAUACAAUCGUGGUGUGGAAAAGCUUCCAUGACAGCAUCACCCUUAUUGUUCUGUCAUCUGAGGAGGGGACCUCGGAGCUGAGGCUGGAGAGACUACUCCAGAUGGUGUUUGGGGCUAUGGUUCUUCUUGUGGGACUUGAAGAACUGACCAAUAUCCGCAACGUAGAGAGACUGAAGAAGGAGCUGAGGGCCAGUUACCGCCUCAUUGACAGCUUCCUGGGGGACUCAGAGCUUAUUGGGGACCUGACCCAGUGUGUGGACUGUGUGGUUCCUCCAGAGGGGUCCCUGCUGCAGGAAGCCCUCUCUGGGUUCGCCGAAGCCGCGGGCACCGCCUUCGUCAGCCUGGUCGUGUCGGGCCGGGUGGUGACAGCAACUGAGAGCUGGUGGCGGCUGGGGAUGCCGGAGGCAGUGCUGAUCCCCUGGCUGGUGGGGUCUCUGCCGCCGCAGGCCGCUCGCGACUACCCGGUGUACCUGCCGCACGGGAGCCCCACGGUUCCUCACCGGCUUCUGACUCUGACACUCCUGCCGGACUUAGAGCUAUGUCUUCUCUGUGGGCCGCGCCCUCCCCUCAGCCAGCUGGAUGCACAGCUUUUGGACCGCUGGUGGCAGCCACUGCUGGACCUGCUGCGGACCUGCCUGCCGCUGGGACCCCGAGCGCUGCCCGCGGGCUUCCCCCUGCACACGGAUAUCCUCGGACUGCUGCUCCUCCACCUGGAACUGAAACGUUGCCUCUUCACCGUGGAGCCUUCGAGGGAUAAAGAACCCUCUCCUGAGCAUCGUCGGCGUCUCCUUCGCUCCUUUUAUACCCUGGUCACUGCCACGCACUUCCCACCAGAGCCUGGGCAGCCAGAGAAGGUGGAGGCGGCGGCCCACCGGGCCCAGGUGCCAAGAGCCUGCUACCUGGUGUCAGGGGCUGAGGAGCAGGGCACAGGAUGGCGGCUGGUGGCCCUGCAGUUGGGGCCACGGCGGCUGCUGCUGCUGCUGUCUGCUCAGAGUCCCACAUAUGGGCUGAGGGGCCUGGCCACCCACACUCUGCAUGCCCUCACCCCGCUCCUCUGACCGCUGGUUGUGAGUGCCAGACACAGACAUGGACGUGGGGCUGUUAGCGUCUCUCUGUUUAUUCGCUCACAAUAAUACACGGCCCCUGGAUGGGGAGGGGGCAGGAGGGGCUACAACAGGGUGGGGUGGGAGGGGAGGAGGUGCCCACUUCCCUGGCCCCUCUCCCCUCUGUGCUUCGGGGGGAAAGGGAGGGAGGGGGCUCACCCUCACCCCCCAAGAAUGUAAACAGCAGCAGAUGAACAAAAAUAAAAAUACAAAAGGCCGGAGGAAGGUCCUAGGCAUCCCUCCACCCUGGGGUCUUCCCUGUCACCA